Fundulus heteroclitus (mummichog) is the source of this 2549-nucleotide messenger RNA. It is a transcript of the gene tnip2, whose product is annotated as TNFAIP3 interacting protein 2. Lineage: Eukaryota; Metazoa; Chordata; Actinopteri; Cyprinodontiformes; Fundulidae. Gene Ontology annotation, biological process: regulation of transcription by RNA polymerase II; cellular response to lipopolysaccharide. Bases 896 to 2281 code for a protein of 461 amino acids. Gene Ontology annotation, molecular function: K63-linked polyubiquitin modification-dependent protein binding. The record is from RefSeq and is a predicted model, not a curated record. The transcript is spliced from 6 exons.
CUUAUCUCCCCUGCAGAAGGCGUCAAUAACUGUCUCCUUUCAACAAAUUCUCCCACCUGAGCUGCGGAUCUCUGCAGCUCCCCCCAAUGAGUUAAAACAACUAUUUAAUAAAUGCCCAAACUUGCUGGCCUGUCAGUAGAACAGCAUUUAAGGCUGCAGCAUCAUCAUGCAGACUUAAUAGCAGUCUAUGCUUGUUGAGGCCAUAACAUGACCAAAGCACAACAGUUCCGCGUAAAAUAAUGUUUUAAUUGUUCCAGGGUAAUUAAAUGAUCUGAUAGACUGACUUGUAGCUCUUCGUUGGCUGCUUGAUGAAUAGUGCUCAAUAAAUACUCAAAAAUAUAUUCAUCUGCGUGAAAUCAAUUACUGAUAUAAACUGAUUUGACAUUUGAUUUUUCUAAUCCGUUUAGGUGAGCCAGCAUAACAGAAGCAGAGAGCCGUUUUAUGCCGAGCGAGCGUGCGAGAGCUCAAAUUUACGACGGCUUUGAAGGCAGCGUGCGCGCUUCCUUUUUCGGUCGAAGAAGCGCACUUCUGGCAGAAAGAAAAGAAAAAAAAGUUUAAUGCGCAUUUCUUAGGUUAACAAUUAUCUUCGCUUUUUAAUACUAUGUCGCUGGGCUUUGAAAGGUGGCAACAAGGCAGACAGGCAGGCUGGGCUCCGUUUUGACGACGCUCAAAAAAAAAAAAAAAAAAAAAAAAAAAAAAAACUCCGCGGGGAAGUUCCCCAGGAAAUCCCCGUCCGGGGAUAUUAUUCUCGAGGCUGAUGCGCCAAAUCUCCGGUAGAAUUUACCUCCUCGGCGCACUUCUGAGAGACACGGGGUGAGGAGGCAGAGGCGUCAAAUGCUGGAGGAUUAUUAUUAAAAAGAGGCGAUCGGUGUGUUGAAUCUGCUAAAAGUCCGCCAUGGAUAGCGCCAGCAUGAGCUCGGAGGGCGACGCGCUGCUGAGGGAGAGGACGCGCAGCUACGGCGUGCUGAACACCCUGUAUCAUGAGACCAGGGGGGAGAUGGAGCUCCUGGGCAGGCAGAUCUGCCUGAAGGACAACAUUAUCGCCGACCUUAAGGCCAGGCUGGCCAGACAUGAACGGAUCUACAUGACGAUGGGGGACGACGAGCCUGUGGUCGUCGGUCCGUCCAACUCGUUGGUGGAGAGCCUGCUGGCAGAGAUCUGCAAGCUGAAGCAGAAGAGAAACGACACGGAGCUCAAGGCAGCCCGACAAGCAGAGGAGAUCCAGAGGCUUAAUUCACAAGUUAGGGACAAAGACACAGAGCUGGAGAGGAUCCGGUGUCAGCCGGACCACGAGAAGGACCAGGAGAUCCAGAGGCUGCGGGCGGCCCUGGAGGAGAGGGAGCGGACCGAGGCCACCCGCACCGUCCUCUGCUCGUCGCUGGCCGAGGAGGCCGACCAUCUGCGCGGCCAGCUCGGAGCGACCGUCAAGGUGUGCCAGGACCUCCUGUCCAGGCUGGAGAAGGAGCGGAAGGGGACAGGAGGAGAAGUGGAGGAGCUGACCCAGCAGCAGAACGCCAAGGAGACACCAGACGUCUCGGACUUGAAUGCUGCUAAAUCCCUAGUCCGCCAGCUCCAGGAAGAAAACCAGCAACUGAAGCAGCGCGUAGCUUAUGUGCAGGAUCUAAACUCCCAGUGGCAGAAGUACGACUCGAGCAGGGAGGAAUACAUCCGGGCCUUGUGCCAGAGACUGAAGGAGAGCUCUGGGCAGGGCCUCAUGCCGGGGAUGGGCUCCAUCAGGACAGGGAUCCUCCAUCAGGAGAUUUCCAGGCUCAACUCCUUGCUGGAAGAGAAAAUCAGGGAGUGCGCAAGGUUAGACAGAGAAGUGGAGGACGCGAGGAGGCAAGGGCAUGAGCGAAUCCAGACACUGGAGCAGCAGGUCCUCAUCUACACAGAAGACUUCAAGUCGGAGCGUGCCGACAGAGAGCGGGCUCAGGGUCAGAUUGCGGACCUGAAAGAGCAGAUUUCUCAGUUAAAGCAGCAGCUGCACAAACAGGUAGUCAGCAGGGAGAGCAGAGACGUGGUCCCCUUGUGUCGUGUCCACAUAGGACACAGGAUCUCCCCCAGGCGAAAUAAGGACUCUUCGGAGCCUCUGUUGAGGACCGCUCCCGAAAGGCAGCCGCCGGCCCCGCCUCCGUCGCCACCGGCCGCGGUCGCCGCAGCAACAAACUGGAGCGAAGGCCCGGGUCCAUCGGAGCUGCAGUGUCCGCAGUGCCACGCCAGGUUCAACGACACGGAGGCCGCAGAGUGCAUGAAGCAUUUUGACGAGUGCGCCCGGCUAUAACAGCGGCUGUACACUGAACACUGCAGACCAGCACUACAACUCAGCAAAAUCUCCAGGUUGAACAUUCAAGGUCCUGACUACAAACGAAACAACUGACUGAAGAUGCUUUUCACACAAUGACGCAAAACCCAAAGUUCCCCUGUUGAAAGCCUGUCUGAGUCUGCACGAAAAACCCAUCUUGAGAGCUCUCCUGUGGUGGGAGAGAGGAUGCCAAUGCAAAAUAUAUAUAUAUAUAUAUAUAUAUAUAUAUAUAUAUAUAUAUAUAUAU